This is a messenger RNA of Syzygium oleosum, 3167 nucleotides long. RefSeq names its product receptor protein kinase TMK1. Gene Ontology annotation, biological process: protein phosphorylation. Lineage: Eukaryota; Viridiplantae; Streptophyta; Magnoliopsida; Myrtales; Myrtaceae. Bases 192 to 3056 code for a protein of 954 amino acids. The record is from RefSeq and is a predicted model, not a curated record. The transcript is spliced from 2 exons. Gene Ontology annotation, molecular function: protein binding; ATP binding; protein kinase activity.
ACCCCCAUGUGCCUCCUCUGUUUCCCUCCCUGUGUCUCUGCCUGCAUUGAGCUUCAUUCAUAGGUAGUGCAGGGCAGAGCUCCUCUCACUGUCAACCCUCAUGAGCUGAGCAAGAAAACAGAGCAUCCCUCGCUAACCCCAUCUUUCUCUUCUCUUCUCUCUCCGUCUCUGUCUCUGUCUCUCUCUCCAAGAUGGGGAGGACCACUCGCCUCCUUCGCCGCCGCCUGCUCUGCCCUCUCCUCCUCCUCCUCCUCUGUUUCUCCGCAACCUCCUCCUCCCCGUUGGCCGCCGCCGACGACGGGGACGCCGCCGCAAUGCUGGCCCUCAAGAAGUCCCUCGCCGCCCCGGAGUCCCUCGGCUGGUCCGACCCGGACCCCUGCCGGUGGCCCCGCGUGGUCUGCUCCGAGUCCAGCCGGGUCACCCGCAUCCAAAUCGGCCGCCAGGGCCUCCAAGGUACGCUCCCCGCGAACCUGAACUCCCUCACCCAGCUGGAGCGCCUGGAGCUCCAGUUCAACAACCUCUCCGGCUCGCUCCCGAGCCUGAGCGGCCUGAGCUCGCUCCAGGUCCUCAUGCUCAGCGGCAACCAGUUCGAUGCCAUCCCGACCGGCUUCUUCGAUGGGCUGUCGUCGCUGCAGUCCGUCGAGAUCGACAGCAACCCCUUCGCCGCCUGGGAGAUCCCCCAGAGCCUGCAGAACGCGUCCGCGCUGCAGAAUUUCUCCGCGAACUCUGCCAACGUGACCGGGAAGGUCCCCGACUUCUUCGGGGCCAACGACUUCCCCGGCCUGACUCUUCUUCACUUGGCAUUUAAUGAUCUCGAGGGCGGGUUGCCCCCGAGCUUUUCCGGGUCGCAGAUUCAGUCGCUCUGGCUCAAUGGGAUGGCCGGUAGUGGGAAGCUCGGUGGACGGAUUGAUGUUAUAGCCAACAUGACUUCCUUGAAGGAGGUCUGGUUGCAUUCCAACUCCUUCUCCGGCCUGUUGCCGGACUUCUCGGGGCUCCAGGACUUGCAGACCCUGAGCCUGCGGGACAAUCUGUUCACUGGCCCUGUUCCGUCGUCGUUGACGGGUCUCCAGUCCCUCCAGUCCGUCAACCUGACCAACAACUUCCUCCAAGGGCCGGUGCCCAAGUUCGGGAGCUCGGUCCAGGUGGAUAUGGCGGAGGACUUGAACAGCUUCUGUUUGCCGGGUCCAGGGGACUGUGAUCCCAGAGUGAAUACCUUGCUUUCGAUCGCGAAGUCGAUGGGUUAUCCACAGAGAUUGGCGGAGAACUGGAAGGGGAAUGACCCGUGCUCCGGUUGGAUCGGAAUCACUUGCAACAAUGGGAACAUCACCGUUGUGAACUUUGAGAAGAUGGGCUUCAACGGCACCAUUUCCCCGGAUUUCGCCUCGCUGACGUCGCUGCAGAGGCUCAUCCUCGCGAGCAAUAAUCUUACUGGUUCCAUUCCCGUGGAGCUUACCACCCUCCCCGCGCUCGCGCUUCUCGACGUGUCGAGUAAUCAGCUUUACGGUAAAGUCCCGACUUUUAAGAGUAACGUGAUCGUCCAAACUCACGGUAAUCCCGACAUUGGGAAAGAUAAGAGUAGUCUUUCAACGCCUGGAUCACCCCACGAUGCUGCAGGUCCAUCAGGUAGUGUAACAUCCCAAAAUGGUGGUCGAUCAGGCAAAAAGUCUGCUUUGAUCGGAGUCAUAGUGGUUUCUGCCAUCGGCGGCUUGUUUUUGAUUAUCUUGCUUGGUUUGUUGGGUUUCUGUCUAUAUAAGAAGAAACAAAAGCGGUUUACCAGAGUACAGAGCCCCAAUGCAAUGGUGAUUCAUCCACGCCAUUCUGGAUCCGACAAUGAAAGCGUGAAGAUAACGGUCGCAGGAUCAAGUGUUAGUGUCGGUGCGAUCAGCGAGACUCAUACUGUACCGGGCAGUGAAGCCGGUGACAUUCAAAUGGUCGAAGCAGGAAACAUGGUGAUUUCUAUCCAAGUCCUGAGGAAUGUCACCAACAAUUUCAGCAAGGAAAAUAUAUUAGGACAAGGUGGUUUUGGGACGGUGUAUAAGGGGGAACUUCAUGACGGGACAAAGAUCGCAGUGAAAAGAAUGGAGUGCGCGGUUAUAACCGGGAAGGGCCUUGCGGAAUUCAAGUCCGAGAUUGCUGUUUUGACUAAGGUUCGACACCGUCACCUCGUCGCCCUGCUCGGUUACUGCUUGGAUGGCAAUGAGAAGCUUCUCGUGUAUGAGUACAUGCCCCAAGGGACACUUAGUCAACAUCUUUUUAACUGGCCCGAAGAAGGACGUGCACCGUUGGAAUGGAUGAGAAGGUUGACCAUUGCCUUGGAUGUGGCAAGGGGUGUCGAGUAUCUCCAUGGUUUAGCGCAUCAGAGUUUCAUACACCGGGACUUAAAGCCAUCGAACAUUCUCCUUGGACAUGAUAUGAGAGCUAAGGUGGCGGAUUUCGGUCUUGUGCGUCUUGCACCGGAGGGAAAAGGCUCCAUCGAAACCAGAAUAGCCGGAACAUUCGGGUACUUGGCACCGGAAUAUGCAGUGACUGGCCGAGUGACGACGAAAGUAGACGUUUUCAGUUUCGGGGUGAUCUUGAUGGAGCUGAUCACUGGAAGAAAAGCGCUCGAUGAGAGUCAGCCUGAGGACAGCAUGCACUUGGUGACAUGGUUCAGGAGAAUGCACAUCAACAAGGACACGUUUAAAAAGGCAAUCGAUCCCACGAUUGAUCUCAACGAGGAGACGCUCGCCAGCAUCAGCACGGUAGCCGAAUUGGCCGGCCACUGUUGCGCUAGGGAACCCUACCAAAGGCCUGAUAUGGGCCACGCCGUCAACGUACUAUCUUCUCUAGUAGAUGUGUGGAAACCGACUGAUCAAAACCCCGACGACAUCUUCGGGAUCGACCUGGAGAUGUCGCUGCCACAGGCCCUAAAGAAGUGGCAGGCGUACGAAGGAACGAGUCACAUGGAUUCCUCGGCAUCGUCAUCCGACCUCCCGAGCUUGGAUAACACUCAGACAAGCAUACCCACACGACCAUACGGGUUAGCCGAGUCGUUCACGUCCGCGGACGGAAGAUGACAUGGAAGGUGUAAAUCAGAGGGGGGGGGUGUGUGUGUGUGUGUCCAUUCUGUUUGCUUCUUGUUUUUGGUGCUUUCUUGUCAUGUAAUCUAUCUCGACUCACGAUUCUUU